AUGGGUCUGCUUAAAGAAGCAUCAGGCCUGAAGGAGGGAAUACCGGCAAUUCGAUUGGACGUGAACAACGGCGAGCUUGACGCUUUCAUGGAGGACGAGAGCGAAACGGAUGAUUCCUUCUCAUCGGCCGGCGGUAUUUCGCUCUCGUCGUGCCUCGAGGAUUCGUUAUCGUCCAGCCGGACCGAGGGUUCGCAGUCCGGAAAGGAUAUGCUGGAAGUGCUGCUGUGCGAGAAGGGAGCGAUGAAGAAGAAGCUUGGUAACUUUAUUCUUGACCCGCUUCGUCUGUCCAUGGGACCGGUGAUUGCUGUCGGAGCGUCAGGCGAAGUCAGGAAGGGGACGUACGACGGAGAAACGGUCGCUGUUAAAGUGCUGAAAGGGGAGGGUAAAGACCCGUACGCGAAUGUCGCGGAGUUUCGCCGGGAGGUGGUAACCCUAAUGUCUUGCGGCCAGUGUCCGCAGCUUUUGAAGUUCCUCGGUGUCUGCAUCGACUUUCGGCAACGGAUCUGCAUUGUUACAAAGUUCAUGGAGGGGGGGACUCUGAACGACCUGCUCAGGCGACGCCAGGGCAAAAGUUUGUCACUCAACGAUGCAGUGAACGUCGCGCGCGACGUCGCACAAGCCAUGGCGUUUCUUCACACGAACGGAAUGAUUCACCGCGAUCUGAAAUCGGCGAAUAUUCUCUUAGAUAAGGAGGGUCACGCAGUGGUGGGAGAUUUCGGCGUGGCUAGACUAAAAGGAGAGCGAGGGGAGAUGACCAAGGAAGUCGGAACUUACAGAUGGAUGGCGCCUGAAGCCUUUGGCACGAGUCCAUGGCCGGUCACCCACAAAGCCGACGUCUACAGUUUCGGAAUCGUUCUGUGGGAAGUUUUAACAGGGGGAGUGCCGUUUGCUGAUUAUUCCCCGCUACAAGCUGCUGUGGCUGUUGCUCUUAACGGAGCGCGUCCGACUAUUCCGGAAUCGCUACCGGAAUCGCUUCGCUCGCUGAUUCAAAGGUGUUACAGCAGCUCAGCUAUGCAGGGCAUGCGUCCAAUGCGGUUACCAUGCCCGCAUGGGCCUGGGGGCGGCCCGAGGGAGAUGGGGAGCCAAUCAGAGCUGGGGGCGGGAGGAGGAGAGGAGGAGUAUGGGGGGAGAGAGCAGGGAGGGGGAGAGGAGGAGUAUGGGGGGAAAGAGCAGGGAGGAGGAGAGGAGGAGUAUGGGGGGAAAGAGCAGGGAGGGGGAGAGGAGGAGUAUGGGGGGAAAGAGCAGGGAGGAGGAGAGGAGGAGUAUGGGGGGAAAGAGCAGGGAGGGGGAGAGGAGGAGUAUGGGGGGAAAGAGCAGGGAGGGGGAGAGGAGGAGUAUGGGGGGAAAGAGCAGGGAGGGGGAGAGGAGGAGUAUGGGGGGAAAGAGCAGGGAGGGGGAGAGGAGGAGUAUGGGGGGAAAGAGCAGGGAGGGGGAGAGGAGGAGUAUGGGGGGAAAGAGCAGGGAGGGGGAGAGGAGGAGUAUGGGGGGAAAGAGCAGGGAGGGGGAGAGGAGGAGUAUGGGGGGAAAGAGCAGGGAGGGGGAGAGGAGGAGUAUGGGGGGAAAGAGCAGGGAGGAGGAGAGGAGGAGUAUGGGGGGAAAGAGCAGGGAGGAGGAGAGGAGGAGUAUGGGGGGAAAGAGCAGGGAGGAGGAGAGGAGGAGUAUGGGGGGAAAGAGCAGGGAGGAGGAGAGGAGGAGUAUGGGGGGAAAGAGCAGGGAGGGGGAGAGGAGGAGUAUGGGGGGAAAGAGCAGGGAGGGGGAGAGGAGUAUGGGGGGAAAGAGCAGGGAGGGGGAGAGGAGGAGUAUGGGGGGAAAGAGCAGGGAGGGGGAGAGGAGGAGUAUGGGGGGAAAGAGCAGGGAGGGGGAGAGGAGGAGUAUGGGGGGAAAGAGCAGGGAGGAGGAGAGGAGGAGUAUGGGGAGAAAGAGCAGGGAGGAGGAGAGGAGGAGUAUGGGGGGAAAGAGCAGGGAGGGGGAGAGGAGGAGUAUGGGGGGAAAGAGCAGGGAGGGGGAGAGGAGGAGUAA
Molecule: messenger RNA, 2019 nt
Organism: Closterium sp. NIES-65
Lineage: Eukaryota; Viridiplantae; Streptophyta; Zygnematophyceae; Desmidiales; Closteriaceae
Source: the annotation of a GenBank genome assembly